AUGUUCAGUGUGGUUCACCAAGAUUACUCUGAUUCAUGUGCGCUGUCACAAAUCCUUAUUGCCUGCCUGAGCCCUUGGGAUGUGCUUGUCUCUCCGUGCUGCAUCCUCGCCAUCACUGCCCACUUGUGCUCUCUGUACGACAUGUCAUCCUACUAUCAACCAUCAUGUCCCAACAUUACGGUACCGUCAGAAUCUGCUUUCGAGCCUCAACGUCCACGUUAUGAUCCUGUCACGGAGGUCAGCCCUCGAAUACCCAGAGAGCAGUCAUCUGAGAAGAGGACGACCCAUCGUGUGACGAGACAACCAUCGCAAGGGUCACCGCCAACUAGAUCGCUUCCAGGGCUAAGUGAGCUGUUCGCCUCGAGGCUACUGGUAGCUCCAAAUCCCAAGCAAGACCGAACGGCAUCAGCCAGCUUGUCCGCAAUCUUGAACAACCCCUCUGGCUAUAAAGAGGUAUCGAAACCAUCGACCAGGCCGUACGUGCCUAACGUCGGACGGCAGAGUCCCUCGAGACAUGCAGCGACUCCAAUACUGAGCUCAUCGGUUCCAACGACGCCAGACUCGUGGACUUCAGAGUUGCCGCCCUUGCUGCAGGAUACCCAAGUGCAUGGCUUUACACGCAGUCUGCAACAAGCGAACCCGGGCUCUCCUCCCUUCCACAGUGAAAGCUUCGGCGCUAGCGUGGUCGGUGGCCAGCGCGCAUUCUUCACGUCGGAGCAAAGCGCAUCAAGAUAUGGCCACAGUCUACCGCCAACGCAUCACAACGAGGAAAUCCCGGUGCAUCGAGUCGACUCGCGCGCGGGCUGGACAGAGUCGGAUCUGCGUCCAGCUGUCCCGGAGCUGCUACCAGCGACAUACAUGUACCGCACCGACUGUGGCAUGAUAUCGGGUCCUCAGCCCUACGCAGAUUGUGCCGUAGGCUUCUCAGUCCCUGGCCGCGAGGAUUUGGUCUACCCGAUGUGGGAUCUGACCAAACGGAAGCUGCCGAGGAAGCGCAUGUCGACAGCCUGUACUGACUGUCGGAAGAAGAAGAUUCGCUGCGAGCCGGGAGCUGGUGGAUGUCUGCAGUGUCGAAAAGCGCAGAAACCCUGUGUGAUAGAACCUGUUAAACGUCGACGAAGGAGGAAGGCGUUGUCGUCGGAUGCGGAUGCGGAGGAAUCCGAUAAUGGAUCAGAAGAGUUGGAGAAGGCACGCGGAAGUUGA
Molecule: messenger RNA, 1203 nt
Organism: Fulvia fulva
Lineage: Eukaryota; Fungi; Ascomycota; Dothideomycetes; Mycosphaerellales; Mycosphaerellaceae
Exons: 2
Coding region: 1-1203 (400 amino acids)
Biological process (GO): regulation of DNA-templated transcription
Molecular function (GO): DNA-binding transcription factor activity, RNA polymerase II-specific; zinc ion binding
Source: RefSeq, a predicted model, not a curated record